Dreissena polymorpha is the source of this 388-nucleotide messenger RNA. RefSeq lists its product as uncharacterized. Bases 23 to 388 code for a protein of 121 amino acids. The transcript has 3 exons. NCBI's taxonomy places the organism in Eukaryota, Metazoa, Mollusca, Bivalvia, Myida, Dreissenidae. The record is from RefSeq and is a predicted model, not a curated record.
CUUGGGUUUCGCGCACAUCAAGAUGAAGUACCGCCGCCAUGAUUGUGAAACCAGAGAACAGCUUGCAAAAAUAGUAGAAGGGUCUUCCGUAGGUAACAUGGCUGUAUCUUAUCCACAGUUGUCCUGGCGCGCUUGGAAGAAGUUUCUUGGACAACAUUUCAAGUCCGUAAUCGGCAUAAGAAAAUUCCAGUACUUCAGGUUUGAGGAAGACAAACCAGGUGUCGUCACUGUCAAAACAGCGGCUGGUGCGGAGGAGACAGAAAUAAACAUUCUAAAAAAUAGAGACGUUCGCUUUGAAUCUCAAGAGAUUCCACGGGUUCUUCAGCCGGGUGGUUUGUGUGCAGCAAGCAAGACAUACUUCGAGAAGACACUGCGCCCUUUUAAAUAG